GGGGGAGGAUCCGACCGCCGCCCCGCCGCCCCGCCGGCCCCGCGGCCUCAGGCUGCCCGCUGGCCUCGGAGCAGGCGCCUGCGCCCUCGGCCUCGGCCUAGUCAUGCUCCGUCCCGGCGCGCAGCUGCUGCGGGGCCUCCUGCUGCGGAGCUGCCCGCUGCUGGGCUCCCCCGGGCGCCCGCGCUCUGUCUGCGGCCGGGAAGGAGAGGAAAAACCACCCUUAUCUGCAGAAACACAAUGGAAAGACAGAGCAGAAACAGUGAUAAUUGGAGGUGGCUGUGUUGGUGUGAGUCUGGCUUAUCACCUGGCCAAAGCAGGGAUGAAAGAUGUGGUCCUGCUGGAGAAAUCAGAGCUCACGGCUGGAUCUACCUGGCACGCAGCAGGUUUAACAACUUACUUUCAUCCUGGAAUAAACUUGAAGAAAAUACAUUAUGAUAGCAUCAAACUUUAUGAGAAACUGGAAGAAGAAACUGGGCAGGUGGUGGGAUUCCAUCAGCCAGGUAGUAUCAGACUUGCUACCACCCCUGUAAGGGUAGAUGAAUUUAAAUAUCAAAUGACUCGGACUGGCUGGCAUGCAACAGAACAGUAUCUCAUUGAACCUGAAAAAAUUCAAGAGAUGUUCCCUUUACUCAACAUGAAUAAGGUUUUAGCUGGAUUGUAUAAUCCUGGAGAUGGUCACAUUGAUCCUUAUUCUCUAACUAUGGCACUGGCUGCUGGGGCUAGGAAAUAUGGUGCCCUUUUAAAAUAUCCUGCACCAGUAACUUCUCUGAAAGCCAGGUCAGAUGGAACAUGGGACGUUGAAACACCACAGGGGUCUAUGAGAGCAAAUAGAAUUGUGAAUGCUGCAGGAUUUUGGGCUCGUGAAGUAGGUAAAAUGAUUGGACUAGAACAUCCUCUCAUUCCGGUUCAACAUCAAUAUGUUGUUACAUCGACUAUACCUGAAGUGAAAGCUUUGAAACGAGAACUCCCUGUGCUCCGUGACCUGGAAGGAUCAUAUUAUCUCCGACAGGAAAGGGAUGGGCUUUUGUUUGGUCCAUAUGAAAGUCAAGAGAAAAUGAAAGUUCAGGACUCCUGGGUCACCAAUGGAGUUCCUCCAGGUUUUGGAAAGGAACUCUUUGAGUCUGAUCUAGAUCGAAUCAUGGAACACAUCAAAGCUGCCAUGGAAAUGGUUCCUGUCUUGAAAAAGGCUGACAUCAUCAAUGUUGUCAAUGGUCCUAUCACGUAUUCUCCUGACAUUCUGCCUAUGGUGGGGCCCCAUCAGGGGGUCAGAAACUACUGGGUGGCUAUAGGCUUUGGAUAUGGCAUAAUCCACGCUGGUGGGGUAGGGAAAUAUCUCAGUGACUGGAUCCUGCAUGGAGAACCUCCUUUUGAUCUGAUAGAAUUGGAUCCUAAUCGCUAUGGCAAAUGGACAACAACCCAGUACACUGAGGCCAAAGCAAGAGAAUCAUAUGGAUUCAACAAUAUUGUUGGUUAUCCUAAAGAAGAACGGUUUGCUGGGAGGCCGACUCAACGAGUCAGUGGGCUCUAUCAAAGGCUGGAGUCUAAGUGUUCCAUGGGGUUCCAUGCUGGCUGGGAGCAGCCGCACUGGUUCUACAAACCAGGCCAGGACACCCAGUACAGGCCAAGUUUUCGCCGCACAAACUGGUUUGAGCCUGUGGGCUCGGAGUAUAAACAGGUUAUGCAAAGAGUAGGGGUAACUGACCUAUCACCAUUUGGCAAGUUUAACAUCAAAGGCCAAGAUUCCAUUAGACUACUGGACCAUCUCUUUGCAAAUGUCAUUCCAAAGGUGGGUUUUACAAAUAUAAGUCACAUGUUAACACCCAAGGGUCGAGUGUAUGCUGAGUUGACUAUUUCUCACCAAUCUCCUGGGGAGUUUCUUUUAAUUACUGGCUCUGGAUCAGAACUUCAUGAUCUUAGAUGGAUUGAAGAAGAAGCAGUCAAAGGUGGAUAUGAUGUUGAAAUUAAAAACAUAACCGAUGAGCUUGGAGUUCUUGGAGUUGCUGGGCCACAGGCAAGAAAGGUCCUUCAGAAACUGACCUCUGAAGAUCUUAGUGAUGAUGUUUUCAAGUUUCUUCAAACCAAGUCCUUAAAGGUUUCCAACAUUCCUGUCACUGCUAUUAGGAUAUCUUAUACCGGUGAGCUGGGUUGGGAGCUGUAUCACAGAAGAGAAGAUUCUGUGGCGCUGUAUGACGCUAUCAUGAAUGCAGGCCAGGAGGAGGGAAUCGACAAUUUUGGAACCUAUGCCAUGAAUGCCUUACGCCUGGAGAAAGCCUUCAGAGCCUGGGGGUUAGAGAUGAACUGUGAUACAAAUCCUUUGGAAGCUGGACUGGAAUAUUUUGUGAAGUUAAAUAAGGAUCAGAAUAGCUGUUUUGCCCAUUUUAAGGAGGAAAAUGGAUGGGUGAGCAGAUGGGCCAUCAGGCCUUAUUAGGGUGAAUCGUGUUCUUGUCAGAACCUGUAAGCAAGUAGGGAAAAGAACAAUGGAGUACUGAAGAACUCUUUCAUCACAAAGGGAGACGGCGCAGUGGCCCUUGCUUCCUUCCGUCUUGGAGUUGUUCCAGCCUCCUUCCCCUGGUGUUGGCUUAUGUGAAGUUGAUACACGUUUCAUUCAUUCAUCCGUUCAUCUAGUAGACAUUUAUUAAGUACCGCUGAUUAGGCACCUUGCUAACCCAUAGAUCUAAAUGUUAAAGAUAUACUCCUGAUGGCUCUCAGAUCUCAUGAACCUGGAAACAAAUAAUAUUUCAGGAACAAAAGCUGUAGGGAUACGUUCUUAGCCGUAAUUGUGAAGAUAACCCUUCCGCAAGUGGAGGGCUCUCCAGCCGCAUACAACACUGCCAUCUUGUGGGAAGUGCUCCGUAGAGCCCUGCCAGGAAGCCUUGACCAAAGCUGCGGUAAAAAUAAUUGAAUCUGUACUUUUAAAAUCUUCUUAACUAAAAACGCUUCACCUGAAACAACUCAUAUCAUUGUUCUCAAUGGUAUUUUUGGUAUGUUCCAAAGGAAGUAAGUUUUGGGAGGAAAAUCAGUGGCCUUUGUUUAGUUGGAGAUGGAAGAAAUGCAUUAAUCAAGAGCAAAAGGAAAAUCAGCUGCCUUUGGAUGGAGUCAUAGGUAUUCCUGGAAUUUUCCUUGUGGAAAUAUUGAAUUUUUGUCCAUUUCUGGAGAACCUCCACGAAGAUUCACAGAGACUCAAGUAUUAAACGUAAUGUGUUGAAGCACAUCAGAAGAAUUUGUUUUCUAUAAUAUGUUUCUCCCUCUUUUUCUCACUCUCUCCUUCUCCCUCUUUCCCUUUUUCUCUCUCCUUCCCCUCUCUCCCCGUGUAGAGCUUCUAACUGAUAGAAACAGAAUAAAAUGUAAUCUCUAUUAAACAUAAGUUAUAAGACAAUGUUGAUUUUAGAAAAUGCAGGGUCUCUUUUGGAGGAAAUAUUUAAAGCAUAACUGUUCGAUAACCAAAAACAAAACAACCCAAAAAAACUGGUAAAGAGGUAAAGCACUUAGCACCAAGCCUUCUACACCCCAGGUAUUCAGUAAAUAUUAGCCAUUAUUAAAACAUCAGAGUGUUAAAAAAACAAAGAAAAAAAUCAAAGUGGAAUUAAACCAUUGUUCAUAGACAACAAGUUAGAAAGAAAUUGUUAAUAUGGUGGUCAAAGUAUCCAAUUCUCUUUGGGAAAUUUGAGGUAAAUGGUAAUAAGAAUUGAGGAGGCAGAAAAUUUUCAGUGAUACUUAGCCCUGGCUGGACAUUAGAAUCAUCUGGGGUAUGAUUCUUUUAAAUAAUAUUUUGCUGUUUAAAAUCCCAAGGCCCAGGCUACACCCAAGAUCAAUUAAAAAAGAAGCUCUUGUAGGGACUCAGGCAUCAGUUGUUUUUAAUUCCCCAGGUGAUUCUGCAGAGAUGGAGAAUUACUGUUUUCAACCAAAGAUUUUCAACUGGCUGAACAUAUUAUCCUGAAGAACUAAAAAUUACCUGAACUAAAAGAACUAAAAACUACUCAAGUAGUUCUCAAGGUGUGGUCCACAGAUCAGCAGCAUCACUGUCACCUGGGACCUGCUAGAAAAUUCAAAUUAUUGAGUACCAUCCCAGACCCCCAAAAUCAGAAGCUGCCAGGGUGGAGCCCAACUAUCUAUCUAUCUAUCUAUCUAUCUAUCUAUCUAUCUAUCUAUCUAACUAUUUUUAUUGAGACAGAGUCUUGCCCUAUCUCCCAGGCUGGAGUGCAGAGGUGCAAUUUUGGCUCACUACAACCUUCGCCUCCCAGGUUCAAGCAAUUCUCUUGCCUCAGCCUCCCCAAUAGCUGGUAUUACAGGCACCCGCCACCAUGCCCGGUUGAUUUUUGUAUUUUUAGUAGAGACGAGGGUUCACCAUGUUGGCCAGGUUGGUCUUGAACUCCUGACCUCAGGUGAUCCGCCUGCCUCAGCCUCUCAAAGUGCUAGGAUUACAGGCAUGAGUCACUGCACUUGGCCCAACAAUCUAUUCUAAUACGCUCUCCAGGUAGUUUCAAUGCAGUUUAUUUAAGAACAUGGACCUACCCCAAAUCAAUUAGAUUUUCUCUAGGUGUAGGGUCCAUGGUUCCUUUUUAAAGCUCCACAGGUGAUUUUUUUUUUAAUGCAGUGAAUAUUGAGAACCACUGUUUUAGUUCUUAUAAUUUCGUACCAACUUCAGUCUUGAAAGUACAUAGGAAAGUAGAAAAACAUGUGGAUUGGUCAGAGGAUGGUGCUAUAGAACUGUGGUGGAAUGGAUGUAAAUUAAUAGAUCUACAGCCUAUUCCAGCUAGGCUACAGGUUCGUAUUCUGCCCCAUAUCUUUGUUUUUUCUUUUAGAACUGGGUGGUAAGUGAAUUUUUUUAAAGUCACCAAAUUCUAGCUGCGUGGCCCAGGAAAGCCAUUUAACUUGAUUUUAAUGCCUGAGAUUUUUAAUCUGUAAAAGAAGGCUACUUUUGCAAGUCUAAAAUCCUGUGGAAUGCCUCCAACACAGUGGUUGAAGACAUUGGUGCCAUAUUAUCUUUAUGAGCCACAUAACUGUGUCAUCUGAAUUAAGCUAUCCUUAUUCUGUUACCCAUUUUCAUUGCUGAGUGAUAAGGGGAAGGAGAGGAGAAAGGAGGGGAGGGGAAGAGAAGGAAAGGAAGAGGAAAGAAGUAAAACCUAGCUGAAGUGUAGUUGACCAUUCCUCAAACACCUGUCAGGAUACAUUAAACUGAAGCCAUUGAAUCAUUAUUUUCAUACAUAUCCAAUUUCUGUUAUGAAACAGUACUUUGUUUCUACCCUAAGAGCUGAAAUGUGAAGUUUAGCUGACUGCUUUCAAAUUUGGAUAUCCAUGGAAACCCAGGUCUAGGAAUGAAUUGAAAUAAUUUUUAUAAGAUUGCCUUUAUUUUUAUUAUUAUUUUAACAGUGUAUUUGAACAUGCAAAAUUGACACAUUUAAAGUAAGCAAUUUGAUAAGUUUUAGUACAUGAUACAGCAGUGAAACCAUCACCGCAGUGAAGAUAGUAAACCUAUCCCUCAUCCCCGGGGUGUUCAUGCCCCUUUGUGAUCCCUACCCGCCACCCUCCCCACAGCCUCACCUACCCCCCAGGCAACAAUUUAUGUCUGAGACUAUAGGUUAUUUUGCAAUUUUUAGAAUAAAUGCAAAAUCUAUAAAAAUGGAAUCAUAGAGUAUAUGCUUUUUUUGUGUGUUAAUUCUUUCCCUCGGCAUAACUUGAGAGUCAUUUGUGUUGUUAUGUUUAUUAAUAGAUCAUUCCCAGUGGCAUCUCAUACCUGUAAUCCCAGCACUUUGGGAGGUGGAGGUGGAAGGAUCACCUCAACCCAGGUUUGAAACCAGACUGGGCAACAUAGUGAGACUUCCGUCUCCACAAAAAAUUAGCCGGGCAUGGUGACGCAUGCCUGUAGUCCUAGCUACUUGAGAGGCUGCGGAAGGAGGACUGCUUGAGCCUGGGAGGUCAAGGCUGCAGUGAGUCAUGUUUGUGCCACUGCACUACAGCCAGGGCAACUGAGCAAGGCUCUGCCUCAAAAAAAUAAUAAUAAUUCCCUUUUAUAGCAAGUAGUAUUCCAUUGUAUGGAUAUACUACAAUUUGUUUAUGUACUCACUCACUGAUAAAUAUUUGGGAU
This is a messenger RNA of Gorilla gorilla gorilla (western lowland gorilla), 6085 nucleotides long. RefSeq names its product dimethylglycine dehydrogenase (gene DMGDH). Lineage: Eukaryota; Metazoa; Chordata; Mammalia; Primates; Hominidae. The record is from RefSeq and is a predicted model, not a curated record. The transcript has 15 exons. Bases 104 to 2428 code for a protein of 774 amino acids. Gene Ontology annotation, cellular component: mitochondrion. Gene Ontology annotation, molecular function: protein binding.